AUGGAAAUCGAUCAGCCAUUAAAAGCUAUUCAAUAUCAACGUGGUUCAUUAUUAAUUCUCGAUCAAUUAAAAUUACCUGAUGAAACAGUUUAUAUAUCUAUUAAUACAGGUGCUGACGCAUGGAAAGCAAUACAUACAAUGUCAAUUCGAGGUGCGCCAGCAAUUGCUGUAUGUGGAGUAUUAAGUGUUGCCGUUGAAUUAUAUCAUUCUCGAUCAAAAUUUGAUUCAAUCUCAUCUAUUCUACAAUUUGUUACAGAUCAACUUAAUUAUUUAAUAACAGCAAGACCAACAGCAGUUAAUAUGACUGAUGCUGCUAAAACAAUUAUUGAUUAUUUAAUACCAUUAAAUAAUAAACAACAAAAUGUAACAUUAUAUAUUAAUGAAUUACUUGAUUUUAUGGAACAAUUUCUUCAGCGUGAUCUUGAUAAUAAUCAAUCUAUUGGUAAAUAUGGUGCUGAAGCCAUACGUCAGAAUGUAAAAGAUAAAAAGAAAUUAACUGUUUUAACACAUUGUAAUACAGGUUCAUUAGCAACUGUUGGUUUUGGUACUGCUCUUGGAGUUAUUCGACAAUUAGCAGUAGAUAAUAAUCUUCAAUUAACUUAUUUUACUGAAACACGACCAUAUAAUCAAGGUUCAAGAUUAACUGCUUAUGAAUUAGUACAUGAUCGUAUUCCACAUACAAUGAUUUGUGAUUCAAUGGCUGGACUUUUAAUGCGAACACAAACAUUACAUGCUGUUAUUGUUGGUGCUGAUCGUGUAACAGCAAAUGGUGAUACUGCAAAUAAAAUUGGUACAUAUCAAUUAGCUAUACUUGCUAAAUAUCAUGAAAUUCCAUUUUAUGUUGCUGCACCAACAACAUCCAUUGAUUUAACAAAACGAACAGGUAAUGAAAUUAUUAUUGAACAACGUCCAUCAAGUGAAAUGACUACUAUUAAAGGAAUUAAUAUAGCAGCUGAAGGUGUUCAAGUUUGGAAUCCAGCAUUUGAUAUAACACCUAAUCAAUUAAUAACUGGUAUUAUAACCGAACAUGGUGUAUUUAAACCCGAAGAACUUGAAGAAAAAUUAAUAUCCUUACAACGAACAAUAAAAAGUCCAUUGUUGUGA
Adineta steineri is the source of this 1104-nucleotide messenger RNA. The record is from the annotation of a GenBank genome assembly. Lineage: Eukaryota; Metazoa; Rotifera; Eurotatoria; Adinetida; Adinetidae.